AUGCUCAGCUCCAGGCAAGUGCUCCUGCUCAUCCUGAGCUUCCUGCUCACUGCAUCCUGCCUCAUGCUCAGCUCCAGGCAAGUGCUCCUGCUCAUCCUGAGCUUCCUGCUCACUGCCUCCUGCCUCAUGCUCAGCUCCAGAACUGGUGCCACCCCGCCCUACAAAUCCGAGCAAGAUGGUGUCGUCUCUAAUUCUGGACCAGCCAAGAUGUUUGCGCCUAUAUUACCUAUCGAGGAGAAGGAAGUAAUCAUUAACAUCCAACCAAAUGAUAAAAAUGAAGUUAACAGCUCCGUUCAUGCUUUUCCUGCACCAUUGAAGCUUGAUGGAGGAAACAAAGUCGUGGAUUAUCCCGAUUAUGAGUAUCGCGCCGAGCCAGAAGUCGGUGUCUUCGGCAGUAUUGCAGCUUCGUUAAAUCUGCCACAAGAUUCAGUCUUAAAUAAAGCAUUAAACUUGGUAGAUAACGUCAAGCAGUUUGCAGACGAUGGCACUCCAAUUAUGGAAUCUGUUUUCAGUUUUGCCAAGGGUCUAAAAUCCAUGUCCAAAAAAGUGUCCGAGAUUAAUCGAAAGAUUGAUAAUAAAAAAUUAAAACUUGUUCAAGGUUUUGUGGAUUCAAAGGAGACAAAACCUGAUUACGAAUACGAUGUGAAGAGGCCUCCUAUCCCAGACCCUCCUCUCGGACCAGAAGCUCGCAAGAAUACCGAAUUUGAAAAACAGAUGCAACACGAGGAUAAAAAACCAUCGUUGCUUAAGUCUAUUGCACAGAACGUCGGACCAGCAAUUUUGGCAGAAUAUUCCAGAAGUGUUAAUGACGCACAACCUGAUGGCGGGCCUUCACUCAUCGAAAAUAUUUUCAUCAAUGUCGGUCCAAAAAUCAUAGCAGAAACUUUUGGAGGGGGAAACGAUAACGGAAAUGAUAAAUCAGAGAAUGGUUUCAAUAGAGCUUUGAAGUUUCUUGCCCCGUUCGUGAGAACGGUAGUCGAAAAUCAAGAAGGGGAUAAAGAUGAUGUGAAUACAGCAGUGUCGUCCAUCAUGAGGGUAAUGGGGAAUUUGUCGCCGUUAUUUGAAGGAGGUGGACCAAGUAAGAGACCGCUCGGUGACACUCUCGUGAUACUCAAACCUGUCUUGGACAUUUUGGGGCCUUCUAUCAUGGACAAAAUAUUAGAUAGUAAGAAAAAUGAACAAUUAAAUGCUCGACGACAUGAUGCCCAGUACAGCGAGUUGCAUGAGGGAAGGAAACACUCAAAUAAAACCAUCGUUGACAAGAUGCUGAACGGCCUGGAUGAAAAAACUGUCGGGCAGGCCAUGGGGCGAGCGCUGACCGGCAUCUUGGUGAAAGCGUUGCCCGACACCGUGAAGCUGCCGCGGCCGUCGGAAAUACGGCGGCCUUACGACAUGGCGGUCAACCUCCUGCUUGGCAACCCACGGAACAAUUCGAAAGAAAUUUGGCACUGGCUAAGGAAGCUUUCCGGAGAGAACGAGGCUCCUGGAGGAAACUCCGCUACCAGUUUGAUGAUGGAAGAAGUGGUGCACCCAAAAAGAGCUCUGUUUAAAGAAGACAUCCGGCACUUCUAUGGGCUUCUUAACUACGAAGAAGACUCGUGUAGGAAUCGUAGCAGAAUUGGAGGAGUGUACGAUUGGAAAAAGGACCUGAUCUUAGGGAGCCGUGUGGUGUGCGAGGACUUUGACCUCUGGAAGGCGCCGCUCAGGGACGUCGUGGCCUUCGGCAGACAACAGAGUUGGUCCUUCGAGGAGGAGCUCGCCAAGAGAGGGAACAUUCGUGUGCACGCAUUGGACCAGCGUCCGAGAGCAAAGAGCUACAACCACACGCAGGAGAUUCUUGUCUACCCAGGCCGCCUGCUGCAGAGUCAACCAAGCGACUCCCAGAGCAAAACGUUCGCUGGCUGGCUAACGCACUGGGGUUUACUGCGUAGUCCUCUGCAUCUCGUCAAACUUGACCUCGGCGGCGGCGAGUGGCAGAUUCUUCAAUCGCUGACUAAGGAAGAGACGCCAGCGCUGGAGGAUAUUUUGCAACUUUCGGUGACGGUUCGCAUGGAAGAGGCCAUCAAGGACCCGUCUCUGUACUCCGCCUACGCAGAGACCAUCGAGACUCUGGCUAGUCUGGGACACCAAUUAUUUAGUGUUGUUCCUGAGUCCACGGUACCAGGAUUCGAUGAUCCGCUGGUGGCCGGGCAUCAGGUGGCGUUUCAGUAUGAGCUUGGCUUCGUCAGGAUAUAAUCUUAAAAAAAUAAAAGAUUUAGAUCAAAAUAUUGAUAUUAUUUAAUUAAAUGAUCGUUCGCAUCCAGCAGUCACAUCCCGAUCAUACCGCACGGCGGAGUGCGAUUUCAACCCCGGAUCGUAGCUGUCAAAAACCUUCCCUGAAGAACAGAGAAAGUAUAAUUCUUCUGAGUUAUUCAAAAGAAGAAAAUUUGACUUCCGUGAAUAGAAAAUUAUUCGGCUAUUUUGUGAAAUAGAAGAUUCAGCCACAAAACCAAUUAGAUUCAAUUCAUCGUUCUCUCUAUCUCCUUCUUUUGGCACUCCGGGAAUAAUAUUCCUAAAACGAGGCGAAAAAACAAUAUUGAAAACUUGCUAAUUCAACUCAAAAGUUGAUUUUAUCAUUUUCAAAAAGUUCAUAUAGAUUUUAUACUUGUAAUAUAAAGAACAUCUGCAAUAAAAAUCAGUUAUUGAAAUCACAAUCCUUUCAAUUUUAUAAUGAACCAUUAUUUAAUAUGUUCCCGCAUUAUUUGCCAACAAAACACAGCUAGACUUGGGAUUUUGUUUGUUGUUGGGUAAUAUGUAGAUGUGAUAUUUGGAAUAAUACUGAUAGUUGGCUACCGUCCUACUUUCAAAUUAAACUUUUUAUUUAAAGACAGCAUCUCAUAUAAGGACGCAAACCGAUAAGCAGUUGUCUACGUACAGGUAGUGUAAAGUAUUUAUCCUUUGUUAAUUCUUCCUUGUUAUUUCCAAUAAAACAGUACAUACCAA
Molecule: messenger RNA, 2982 nt
Organism: Hyalella azteca
Lineage: Eukaryota; Metazoa; Arthropoda; Malacostraca; Amphipoda; Hyalellidae
Exons: 8
Coding region: 1-2235 (744 amino acids)
Source: RefSeq, a predicted model, not a curated record